This is a messenger RNA of Neltuma alba, 1881 nucleotides long. Its product is annotated as putative receptor-like protein kinase At4g00960. Gene Ontology annotation, cellular component: plasma membrane. The record is from RefSeq and is a predicted model, not a curated record. Bases 1 to 1881 code for a protein of 626 amino acids. NCBI's taxonomy places the organism in Eukaryota, Viridiplantae, Streptophyta, Magnoliopsida, Fabales, Fabaceae. Gene Ontology annotation, biological process: defense response to bacterium; protein phosphorylation. Gene Ontology annotation, molecular function: ATP binding; protein serine/threonine kinase activity. The transcript is spliced from 7 exons.
AUGAGAAUAGUAAAAGGAGUUAACAGACUGUCGGCGUGUGGAUUGAAAUUGAUCAUCACACCUCCCCCUCUUAGUCAACAGGUGGAGGUUGAUGAAAGAAUCAAAGGAUUGACUUACGUCUGUUCCCCUAAAACUUAUGCCCAGAAAAGCACGUUUCAGACAAAUCUGAACCACUUACUUUCUUCCCUUUCCUCCAACAGCAAUCAAAGUGAUGGAUUUUACAACACCACCGUCGCCGGGCAAGGAAACAACUCCAACGACACCGUCUACGGCAUGUUCCAGUGCUACGGCGAUGCGACCGUCCAGGCCUGUCAAAAAUGUGUUUCCAACGCAAGCAAAGACAUCCUUCAGAGAUGCCCCAAUAAUACAGGAGCCGUCGGGUGGUACGACAAGUGCUGGUUACAUUACUCCGACCAGUAUUUGUUCUCCAAAACGGACGAAUACCCCAGGUUAGUUUAUUAUAACGUCAACAAUGCAACAGACACGACCGGCUUUAUGAAGCUGGUGGGUGAAACCUUGAGCGGGGUUGCGAAAAAGGCAUCGGAAGGCGGAAGCAAGAAAUUUGCGACAAAAACAGUAGACUAUGAUGCCUUUCAAACUCUGUAUACUAUGGCGCAGUGCACAUCGGAUCUAUCUGAGAUUGAUUGUCGCACGUGUCUCAGCAACAGUAUUAGCAAUUUGCCUAUUUGCUGUAAUGGAAGAGUGGGCGGAGUAACCGUCACGCCCAGUUGCUUUUUAAGGUAUGAAACGUACCCCUUUUACCAGGAAACGGCCCCGCCACCUGCGCUUCCGCCACCAGCUCCUUGGCCGGAAUCCACUUCCAAAGUUGAUAUUUCAAGCGUAGAAUCCCUGAAAUUUGAUUUGGAUACCAUCAGAACAGCCACAAAUGACUUCUCUCCUGACAAUAAACUUGGUCAAGGAGGAUUUGGUGAGGUUUACAAGGGUGUUCUACCUGGUGGACAAGAGUUAGCCAUAAAAAGACUAUCAAGCGGUUCAAAACAAGGUGUGGGAGAAUUUAAGAAUGAAGUUGUUACGAUGGCAAAACUUCAACAUAGAAAUCUCGUAAGAUUACUUGGAUUUUGUUUGGAUGAAGAAGAAAAGAUACUCAUAUACGAAUUUUUGCCCAACAGGAGCUUGGAUAAUUUUUUGUUCGGACUUGAAAACCAAGGUAAAUUGAAUUGGUCAACGCGUUAUAAGAUCAUUGAAGGCAUUACAAGAGGGAUGCUUUAUCUUCAUGAAGAUUCUCGACUAAAAAUCAUACAUCGUGAUCUCAAAGCUAGUAAUAUAUUGUUAGAUGAAGAUUUGAAUCCAAAAAUCUCUGAUUUUGGUAUGGCUAAAAUUUUUGGAGUUGAUCAAACGCAAGCAAGCACAAGUAGAGUUGUCGGCACCUUUGGAUACAUGGCUCCAGAGUAUGCAAUGCAUGGUCAUAUUUCAAUCAAAUCUGAUAUAUAUAGUUUUGGUGUCCUAAUUUUGGAGAUUAUUAGCGGCAAGAAGAAUACAUCUUUCUAUAUUUCAAGCUAUGCUGAAGACCUACUAAGCUAUGCCUGGAGGCUGUGGAGGGAAGGGAGGCCAUUGGAAUUGCUGGAUCCUAGUUUAAGAGAUUCUUGUUCAAGAAAUGAAGUUACUAAAUGCAUCCAUAUAAGCUUGUUAUGUAUUCAGGAAAACCCAGCUCUGAGACCCACUAUACAGUCUAUUAUGGUGAUGCUAAGCAGUCACUCCGUCACAUUGUCGCAUCCUCGGAAACCAGCCUUUUUUGUUGGUCGCCAUAGAACAGAUUCAAACAAUCCAACCAUUUAUGAAAAUAGUUCAGAUCAAGCUACCAGCAACUCUGCGCAGUGGUCUGUGGAUAAAGAUCCGAUUAGUGAUUUGUACCCUCGUUAG